UCGAAACUCUCUCUACUUCUCUCUUUUUCAGAUUAUGUUGCCAAGCAAUUCUUUGAUGUCUUGUGUCGAUUUUGCAGAGAAAAGAUGAAGAUUUUGCAAGGAGAUAAGGAGAAGAAGAAGAAGACUCAAUUACAUGGUUCGGCCAAGAUGCCUACGUCCAUGGGAAGCUCUCUUACUUUUCUUUUUCUUUAAAGAUUGCUUUACAGAAGUUUAGUCUUUACUAGAGAAAUAUGAAGACUGCAUGUAGUAAAACUGAUUAGUAGGUAUUUAUAUUACAUACUUUUGUCAAUUACAAGAUGUAAAAAUUUGUUAAGUAAAACUAAACUAGCUGAAAUAUGUAUUUGAGUAUCGUUUUACAUAUUCAUUAAAAAAAAUUCAAACCAAUUCAUUUAUAUUUUAGAACCAACCCAAAACAGGUGGGUUGGAUUGGGUUGCACCGAGGCUUUGGUUUUUUUAACACCCCCCUAUUUCUAUGUGUUAUAUCAAAAAAAAAAAAAAAAAAAAACAACUGAAACCACGUCGUUUCUGCUUUUGCAUUUUUUCUAAAGAAUGAGAAGCUUUCGAGUUCAGAAUUCAGAACAUAGUUUGCAAUAGUUUCUGAUCGGCCUUCGCUCUGGAAGCUUUGAUGCCGCGGAAGACGGGAAGCAAGCCUCCUACUCUGGUGGAUUUAACAAGCAGCGACGAUGAGGAAGCUGCAGCAAACACAAUGUCAAACAAAAUAGCGUCGAAUUCUCUGACGAGACUCCAAGAACAAGGAGGCAGUGCUACGCCGAUUGUAUCAUCAUCGAACGAUAAAGCUCUUGAUUACCGCUGUUUUUGGAAAGCCGGAAAUUUCGAUUUCGGCAUUACUUCAAGCCCUCUUCCUGAUGAUGGAGACUUGGAGCAUGCCCGAGUUCAUCCGAAGUUUCUUCAUUCCAAUGCCACUUCACACAAAUGGGCGUUUGGCGCAAUUGCUGAGCUUCUGGAUAAUGCUGUGGACGAGAUACACAAUGGGGCAACGUUUGUGAAGGUUGAUAAAGUUGAUAUAAUGAAGGAUAAUUCUCCAGCUUUACUUUUCCAUGAUGAUGGUGGGGGAAUGGAUCCUGCUGGCAUUCGGAAAUGUAUGAGUUUGGGAUAUUCUUCAAAGAAGUCAAACACAACAAUAGGACAAUAUGGGAAUGGAUUUAAAACAAGCACCAUGCGACUUGGAGCUGAUGCAAUUGUUUUCACUCGUGCGAUUCAUGGAGGCACUGCAACUCAGAGUGUUGGCCUUUUAUCCUACACCUUUCUACGGAUGACCAGCCAGGAUGAUGUUAUUGUUCCAAUGAUUGAUUUCGAUAUUUCGGGUCAUUGGGCAGAACCGAUAAUUUAUGACUCUCAAGACGAUUGGUCUUCUAAUUUGAAAACUAUCCUUGAAUGGUCUCCUUUUUCAUCAAAGGAGGACCUCAUGAUACAGUUUGAGGAUAUUGGACGUCAUGGAACAAAAGUCAUCAUAUUCAAUCUCUGGUUGAAUGAUGAAGGCAUUUAUGAAUUGAAUUUUGACGAUGAUGAUGAGGAUAUACGGUUGAGGAAUGAAGCUAAUCAAGGAGGUUUGAGAAAACUGCGUAAAAGCAUUGCUGAAUUGCAAUCACAUAUUUCUUAUCAAAUUCGCUAUUCGUUAAGGGCAUAUAUUUCAAUAUUAUAUCUGAAAAGAUUUACAAACUUCAACAUCAUCCUGAGGGGAAAACCAGUCGAGCAGCAUAGUAUUGCAGACGACUUGAAGUACUCAAAAGUAGUUACAUAUAAGCCUCAACUACAUGUAGUAAAAGAGGUCUUGGUGGAUACAACCAUUGGAUUUAUAAAAGAGGCACCAGCUCUUGGAGUUUGUGGGUUCAAUGUGUAUCACAAAAACCGACUUAUUAUGCCCUUCUGGAAAGUUACUGGCGAUGGCACUUCAAAAGGGCUUGGUGUUGUGGGAGUUCUCGAAGCAAACUUCUUAGAGCCAGUGCAUGACAAACAGGGAUUUGAGAGAUCAUCUGCAUUUAUCCGGCUUGAAACUAGACUGAAGCAAAUGGUAAUGGAGUAUUGGAAAUCCUGCUGUCACUUAGUGGGAUAUAAGCCCCCAGGUUUAUAUUAUCUGGAGAAGAGUAGGGGGAAUCAAACUUCUACCGGACCUGCAGCUAACAUUCAGAAUACAUUGGCUAAGGAACAAUAUGAUGGUCCUCCCAAAGGUUCCAACAAAGAACCGAACACUAUCCAGGAUUUUGACGUCUCAGGAAAGUCAUAUGUUGAUCGCAUCUGUGAAGAGAAUAUUGAUCUGUUUAUGAGGUGCGAAGAACAUGCAAACAAAGAAAUUCAAUUGCAAGAACUGGUCGACAGCUUAGAGAAGGAGCUAAAGGAAACCAAAAGGAAGCAUGCUCAACUAUUAUUAGUUGUGGAGGCCAAGAGGAAGCAAACAAAUGCAAAAUAGCUGACUGACAACGAUGCGAUUCUCAGUCCAACUACUGCAAUGCACCACAAUUAAUACAUCUGACCUCUCACUUUGCCUCCUACAUUCAAGUUUUUGGCUUAUGAAGGCUCCAUGUUACAUUUCUUCAUGGAGAGUAGAGACAGCCACUUUCUUAUAUUCUCUAUUUGCAAUUUAAGAGAUGACAGAAGUCUUCCCGCGCCUCUUUUGAGGAAUUAGCAAUCUUUUGGACGCAUGAAAGUCCAAGCAAUCUGGAAGAAGUUCUCUGCUAAUGAACCAGAUGAUUGGUUUCAGUUACUUGAUAUAUCACUAAUGCGUAGGCAAGUUAAAAACUGUUGUGUUUUCUUUUCCAAUAUAUGCCUAUGAAAUGUAGUAUUUUGAGUAUCGAGAACCAUCAGUUGAGUAUCAGUGUUAAUCUUUGGAAGCUUACACAUUUCC
Messenger RNA from Benincasa hispida (wax gourd), 2863 nucleotides. RefSeq names its product protein MICRORCHIDIA 2-like. The record is from RefSeq and is a predicted model, not a curated record. NCBI's taxonomy places the organism in Eukaryota, Viridiplantae, Streptophyta, Magnoliopsida, Cucurbitales, Cucurbitaceae. Gene Ontology annotation, molecular function: ATP hydrolysis activity. Gene Ontology annotation, cellular component: nucleus.